Hansenula ciferrii is the source of this 1467-nucleotide messenger RNA. RefSeq lists its product as uncharacterized. Bases 1 to 1467 code for a protein of 488 amino acids. The record is from RefSeq and is a predicted model, not a curated record. The transcript has a single exon. NCBI's taxonomy places the organism in Eukaryota, Fungi, Ascomycota, Saccharomycetes, Phaffomycetales, Wickerhamomycetaceae.
AUGAAUGAUGCUUUUUACACUGGUUCGGUUGGUUCUAGUUCAAAUCAAAUCCAUGCGGUUAGUCCUAAUGGAUCUAUGAAUACUAGUCAGGAUGAACAAAUACAACAAAAUCAACAACCACAAAGACCAUUGAGUUCUGGUAGUGGUGGUAGUGGUAGUGGCUCUGGUGGACAGGGGAUAACUCAGGCUAUAAGAAAUCAUUUGGGAUUCAAUGAUGAUAAGAAAUGGAAAGAAUUUAGUAAUAGAAGAUUAGAAUUAAUUGAUAAAUUUAAUCUGAGUUAUAGAAAAGCUUCAGAACAAGAUGAUGCUAUAAAACAAAUUGCUAAUUUAUUAAGAACUGAAUUUGGCUUCCCACAAGAUACUCUGAUGGAUUUUGAUAAAUUAGUUCGUGCCGCUGUUCAAUCUGUUCGAAGAAAUAGGAAAAGAUCUUCAAGAUCAAGAAUUCAUAAUGAUCGUUUUAUACUGAAUGAAAAAUUACAAGAACAACAUGAAUUACAACAUCAAAAUCAUAUUCAAAAUACUAUGGGGGUGAAUACUCUGUUAGCUAAUGCUACUGGAUCUAAUGCUUCAAAUACAACAAAUACAACAACUGAUACAACUCCUUCAGACUCUCAUCAAACAUCCCCUAAUCCAACAAAUAAUAUUUUACAACUGCCUCCAAUUAAAUCAAUACCACAAAUAACAAUAUCUCCUUUUAAUAAAAAUAAAUUAUUACAAUCAAUACAAAAAUCCAAGACUUGUGCAUCAAUAUCAAAUAAUGAUCCAGAUUUACAUAUUGAUAAUUUAAUUAAUUUAGGAAAUUCAAUAAUAAGUGCUUCAGCAGCUUUUGUAUUGGAAAGAUUUUUUCAAGAUCUGUCAAAUGAUUCAAUAAAUUAUCUUUAUCAACAAAUUACUUCCACAAUUACAAUUUCCAAGAUUUUAAAAUCUUUAGGUGUUACUACACAAGAAUUAAUUAUACUUUCAGAUUUCCAAACAUCUCAAUUACUGGCAAAAUUAUUAGGUGGUAUAGUUAAAGAUUUUGGAUUUGAUUCAACUUGUUAUGAUUUAGCAGAAAUUUUCCAUGAAGUUAUACUGAAUCAAUAUCCUUUAGUUGCAACUCAAGUUCAAAAAAUUACAAAUGAAUCAUUAGUUGCACCAACUUUAAGUGUUAUACCAAAAGAAGCUGAUAAAGAAGUAACAAAAAAUGUUCAAUUAUCAUAUGGUGAUAAAAAUUUAAAUUUUAUCUUUAAACCAAUAAGUACAGCACCACCAACUUUAUUAGAAAUUUUAGAAAAUGGUAAAAUUGCAUUUAAAAUUGAAAAAAAUACAUCAUUAUUAUCAUUAAAAAAUUUUACAAAUAAUGAAAUUAUAUCAAAUGAUGAAAAAUUAGAAAAAUUAUUUAAACAAGAUUCAUCAAAUGAUUUAAAAUUAAUUAUUGAAAUUAAAGGUAAUUCAAAAGAUUUAUUAGAGAUUAAUUCUCUGUUAUGA